Molecule: messenger RNA, 7562 nt
Organism: Lepus europaeus (European hare)
Lineage: Eukaryota; Metazoa; Chordata; Mammalia; Lagomorpha; Leporidae
Gene: GPR137B
Product: G protein-coupled receptor 137B
Biological process (GO): regulation of autophagy; negative regulation of bone resorption; positive regulation of TORC1 signaling
Cellular component (GO): lysosomal membrane
Source: RefSeq, a predicted model, not a curated record
AUGAGGCCGCAGCGCCCGCGGGCACGCCGCAGCGCCCCCGGCCCGAUGGAGGCCCCGCCGUGGGAGCCGGUCCGCAACGACUCGCUGCCGCCCACGCUGACGCCCGCCGUGCCCCCCUACGUGAAGCUCGGCCUCACCGUGGUCUACACCGUGUUCUACGCGCUGCUGUUCGUGUUCAUCUACGCGCAGCUGUGGCUGGUGCUGCGCUACCGCCACAAGCGGCUCAGCUACCAGAGCGUCUUCCUCUUCCUCUGCCUCUUCUGGGCCUCCCUGCGGACCGUGCUCUUCUCCUUCUACUUCAAAGACUUCGUGGCGGCCAACUCGCUCAGCCCCUUCGUCUUCUGGCUGCUCUAUUGCUUCCCCGUGUGCCUGCAGUUCUUCACCCUCACGCUGAUGAACUUGUACUUCACGCAGGUGAUUUUCAAAGCCAAGUCAAAGUACUCUCCAGAGUUGCUCAAAUACCGGCUGCCCCUCUACCUGGCCUCGCUCGUCAUCAGCCUCGUCUUCCUCCUGGUGAAUCUGACCUGCGCUGUGCUGGUGAAGACAGGAACCUGGGAGAGGAAGGUGAUCGUCUCCGUGCGAGUGGCCAUCAACGACACGCUGUUCGUGCUGUGUGCCGUCUCUCUCUCCGUCUGCCUCUACAAAAUCUCCAAGAUGUCCUUGGCCAACAUUUACUUGGAGUCCAAGGGCUCCUCCGUGUGUCAAGUGACUGCCAUCGGUGUCACCGUCAUCCUGCUUUACACCUCCCGGGCCUGCUACAACCUGUUCAUCCUUUCCUUUUCUCAGAACAAGAGCGUCCAUUCCUUUGAUUACGACUGGUACAACGUAUCAGACCAGGCAGAUCUGAAGAACCAGCUGGGAGAUGCCGGAUACGUAGUGUUUGGAGUGGUGCUUUUCCUGUGGGAGCUCUUACCCACCACCUUGGUAGUCUACUUCUUCCGAGUUAGGAAUCCUACAAAGGACCUCACCAACCCUGGAAUGGUCCCCAGCCACGGGUUCAGCCCCAGAUCUUAUUUCUUCGACAACCCUCGACGAUAUGACAGUGAUGAUGAUCUUGCCUGGAACAUCGCCCCUCAGGGACUUCAGGGAAGUUUUGCUCCAGACUACUUUGAUUGGGGACAACAAACGAACAGCUUCCUGGCACAAGUAGGAACUUUGCAUCAAGACUCCACUUUGGAUCCUGACAAACCAAGCCAUGGGUAGCAUCGGUUAACAAUUUUAUGGAAGAUUCCUCAGCUGAAAAGCUUCAGAAAGGCAAACUUCAUGACAACUGAACGUUUAGGGCACAUUUCCUUAAGACACAAGACUUAAUGUUUAUUUGUUAUAAGUUUCUAAUGGCUCCAUAGGACUAAGCAAUAAUUUAGAUUGAUAAACCCUUAUGUUAGUACUAAAAAGUGAGCCUGUUUCAAUGGGUAUAAUUUAAACUUUUUAAAGAAAACCUGUACUUUUAUAAAGAUCUAUUUUAUAUAACUUAAAAUAAUAGUGCUAAAGUAUACUAGAGUUUUUCCUUGAGAAUGUUAUUACAAUGUAUGUUGUAGUUUGCACAGACUUUUAUGCAUAAUUCACUUUAAAAGUAUAGAUGAUAUGGUCUAACAGUUUUUAAGGCUUUUGGACUAAAGUAUUCCUCCAAUCCUUACCUCUGAAGGUCACUUAGAUUUAGAGUUCCACAUCGGUUGACUCCUAAAUACAGCUGAAAUCCAGAAAGCUAAUUGCAACUCCAAUGUUGAAAGUUAAAAUGAAAUGGAGUAAUAAUAGACUAUAAGGUAACUAGCUCUGUAGAGUUUCUGUAAGGUCUGGUAGCUGGUCCUUCAAAGAAUCUCUCUCCUUUAAUUUAAAAAAAAAAUUUUUUUAAACUUGAGAGGUAGAGAGGAAGGGAUAUCGAGAGUACUCUGACCUACUGGUUCACUCUCCAACUGCAGAAGCUAAAGCUGGGAGCCAAGAACUCAAUCCAGGUCUCCUAUGUGUGUGGCAAGAAUCUAAUCACUUGAGCCAUUACCACUGCCUCCCAGGGUUCACAUUAGCAACUGGUUUCUGGAGCUGGAGCCAGGCAGUGUGAUGUCCCAACCAGCAUCUUAACAGCUAGGCCAAGUACCUACCCCAAAGCAUCUCUUAAAUUCUGCCAAAAGUCUCGUACUUUGUUUGAAUCAGGCACUAAUGUAUACACUGCAAUAACAAGUUGAUAAUGUUAAGAAUGUACCUGACUUAUACUAUUAAACCUCUCCUGCUAUAUUCAUAGAUUUUGCACAGUUUUUUCAGCCCAAUAAAAAUCUGCUAUUCAUUACCUCAGGAUUACAGCAUUAUACCUUUCCCAACUCACCGAAUGUUCAUUACAUUCAAAGAAAAAAUGAAGUUCCAAACAAGGCACUAACAGUAAAUGCCUCUAGUCUGUGAACCAAAAAAAAAAAAAGGCUAUAUGGAAUCUUAAUAGUGUUUUCUGUAAUUUCCAACCAUAUUUAUGAUAAUGAUUUUUAAAUGACUAUAUAAACAGCUUUUGGAAGCUGCCUGUUUAAAAUGUCAGUAACUUUGCAGUAUUCUUUAGCAUAAUGCCUAUGUCUUAGCCAUGUAGAGGGGCAUGUUCCAGACAAUUGCUUUGAUGUCAUCUUUCAUUCAAGUGAAAAACAUGUCAUGAAAUACUACUACCCAGAACAAAAGUGCUGUUCUGAAACCUCCACUGUGUAAGUCUAAAGCCAUAAAACCCUGCCUACCAGAAGGUUAGAUGCUCUGAUUUUCCACAACAGAUAAAGAUCUAAAGGAAGUACUAUUACCAAAGAGAAGGUGCCAUACUGCCUUGCUUUAGGAAAUCUCAUCUUGAGACACAGGGAAGGAACUUGAAUUAACAUGUCUGACGUACAUGAUGUACCUUAUUUCAAAUGUCUUGCUUUCCAUUUUGGUCUUCAGGAAUAAUUGAUCUCUGGGCAUUGAUUUCACAGAGACAGAGACCAGACAACAUCUAUCAUUUUGAUGAUGUUUAAAACUGGGAUCUCAAGUUUCAAGAGUCAUGGUUGGGCUCUUCAAUUGUAUAGAAGAUCUUUACUCUGCAUAACCCCAGGUAACAAUAUUCUUGCCUUUCAGUACAUGGAAAUGUGUGGGUCACACACCAUUUAACAGUAACUUGAAAAAUUCUACACUGAAGCGAAACCUGCACUGAUUUUUCAGGUUGCCUUAAAAUAAGUGAUUAUUAUAAGUAAAACGUUAUUGUGAUUAUAUCAUCUCUAUCACUAAUACUUGGGAGAAUUUAAAGGCCGUCUCAACACAUGCUUUAAACUCUUUUAAAUGAUCUCUUCAAAAAGUUCUGCAGUCUUUCAGUUAGGUCAGCUAAGGGCAGAUAAUUUUUAAAAGAAUGAUUAGACUCUUAAGUGAUAUAAUUACACACAUCCUAUAUACAUGGUUUAUAAUUCUGUUAUUAGCGGGAAAAUUGAAAUGCUCAGCAUUAACUGAUAAAAGCUACAAUUCACUUUGAUUAAAAAACCAACAUAGUAUUUAUUUGAACUAUUGAUUUAUUGUAAAAAUAAAUAUGUUCUAAGUGCCUAUUCUCCUCCUCCCUCCCAGUUUAAAAACUAAUGCUAAAAUACCUCAGUGUUGUACACAUAUUAAAUAUAAAAAACUAGACUGUGUCAAAGUACUUUUAUCUGAUAGUAAACAUUCAAAUAUAACACGUGAAAUGUCAGAAAAGGGUGAAAAGAAAAACAAUUUCCCUUCAUCUUCUCCAUUUACUUGUUCUGCUAGGUACACUAGCAAAACUUCUCCUUAUGUAGAAUAUUAAACACUAAGAGGUAAAGGAAUGGUAACUAUUGGUUCUGAAAUAACCAAACAUCCUCUUGUUUAAAAGGAAAACAAAAUUCCAAUCAUUUGGAAGUUAAAUAUGUAGAGGGAGGGCAGUCACUGAAAACGCUGAACCCUUAUUUACCUAAGUCUGAUGCAGCAUUGAAAGGCUGCAGGUGAAUGUUUCUGUGUAACUGUUUCAAAGUUUGUGUGUCACUACUGGAAUAGAUAUCCACCUCUGCAGGUGACUGUCUUCAGAAUUCCAACUGAUUUGUUUAGAUGCUGUUUUUCCUUUGUACAAUGAACUUGUUAGAACAGAUGAUUAAAACAUCUGAGUAUGUUCAAUACUGUUGUGGACUUAGGAAGUUUUGAUUACAGUAUAUGCAUCAAUCAUAGUUAUGCCAACUUUUUUUUUAAAAAAUAUUUAUUUGAAAGAGAGAGAGAGAUCCUCCAUCCACUGGUUUACUAGCCGAAUGGCUGCAACAGCCAGGGCUGGGCCAGACCGAAGCCAGGGUCAUCCUUCAUGUCUCCCACAUGGGUGCAGGGAUCCAAGCUCUUGAGCUAUCGUCUGCUGCUUUCGCAGGCAUAUUGGCAAGGAGCCAGAUUAGAAGUGGAGCAGCCAGUGUUGCAGGCAGCAGUUUAAUCUGCUACGCCACAACACCAGACCCCUCGGCCACAUUCUUAAUAGCUGUACUGAUUGCCACACUCAGCUGCAUUCACCUGGCACACUCAGUAGUGCCUCCCCAGAUUUCUUCUUUCACCAGAAUCUAAGACAACUGCUCUUGGUUGGACAUAGUGUUGGGCCAACACUAAAUUGCCAACACCAAACCCACAUUAAGAGGAAAGGAGUAACAUUUUUCAAGUGUUGUGAGAAAAAGAUAUUUACUAGUGGCUAUUACUAGAAUACUGCUUUUAUGUUUUAAUAGUACAGGUAGACUUACAUUAGAACUAAAUGAGUCUAAAUAUCUGAAACUUUAUCGAGAUUUCCAACUAAACUUUACUAUAAAAAAUAUAGUAUCCUACAUUCAGUUUAGAUUGUUGCAUGAUAUAUAGACUGGUAUAGGUCUGAUCAGACACUUGUAAUAUUACCAUUUUUUAUCCUGUGUAAGAAUUUUAUUAAAACCAUUUCUAACUGUGCAUAAAUGCUACUUAAGACUUCUUAUAGGUCUAAAUGGAGAAGCUGUUGGAAAGGAUCAGGAUAAAAUAGUGGAAUUCUUCCCAUCAAAGACUGAAUCAUAAAUUGGUUAACAUUGAGAAAACAUUGACUUAAAAAGUGAGGAUAACAGAGUAAAAAUUUUUUAUUAUGAGCUAGACACCAGAUUGGGGACUUGUCACAGGUCUGUGGAUCCUAGUCUAUAAACUCGGGAAUACCCAGGUAUUAACCCUACUCUUGGCAGGGCUACACAGAGAGUCCUUGAACCAAAGAAUCAAAACACCCAAAGUCCCCUGGGGAUGUGUCCCCAACCUUCAGCUGUGUCAGAUCCUCAAUACCUCCAAGUUCCUCUGGGCCAGGGUACUGAAACUGGGUUCAUUCUGUAUGGAGUUCACAGACUGGCUGCCUAUGUCAUCAUGUGUGGGUUCAAGGUUCUCAAAUCCAAAACCAGUGACUUAAUAGCUCCUAAUGCCAUCUACCUGGUUCCUCUAUUCCUUGAACUGUCUAGGCCUUGCCCUCUAUUUUCUCAGAUACUGAUUAAUACCUUGCCAAUAUUAACUUACGUCCAAAAUCUACUCUUUUGGACCUUGGCUGCCUUACCACUCAAAAGUAUUCGAAUUUUUAUAUCCAGAUUUGUCUGCUCCUGAACCUUUUUAGCAUAGUCUUAACUGGAGAUCACACAUCUACUCUCCCUUCAGCUACAUAUGUCUCUUUAUCCUAUAUGAUCCUCAAAUUUUGUGCUGCCCCUUCCAAACACAUACCUUUUUAAAAACUGAUCUACAACAGUCCUCCCAGUCUCUUUGCAGUCCCAAGUCAUGGUGCUCCUUGAAGGCAUUAAGUGAUAUCUAAAAAGCAUGUUUUUGCAUAAAUAAUGCUUUACCAGGGCCAUUAAGCUUGUGUAACUGUUUUUAGUGUGCUACCCCCUUGAAUUCAUUAGCCCAGAGUCUGGGCUUCAGGUGUGCAGAUUUAAGACCUGUCAAGGUAGUAGCCCACCCACCCAUUUGGAAAUACAUUGUAUGAAGGAAGUCACAGGGUGAGUAAAAUACCACAGCUUUUCUUUUUAAGUGCUGACUCCUCCCUGACCAACAGAUGUUAGGGGAGAACUUUGCCCAUGACAGCCUAAAGGCCCUGUCAAGAAGACACCUUCGCCACCGUGAGUCAGGAUUAUUUUUUGGCCAUUUCUUUUGUAUUGAAUGUUUUUUGAGUGCAUUCUUAUCAUUAACUAGAUAUAAUCUAGUUAGGUUAUAAAGUAUGUAGGUUAUAUGAUGGCAGGGAUAUUUGCUUUGUUCACUGAUAUUUUCCCAGCUUCUAGAACAGUGAAUGAAUAGUCAAAUCCUGUUCUUCGGUAGAUUUUUUUUUUUUUCUUGACAGGCAGAGUGGACAGUGAGAGAGAGAGAGAGAGAGAAAGGUCUUCCUUUUGCCGUUGGUUCACCCUCCAAUGGCUGCCGCGGCCAGAGCACCGCGCUGAUCCGAAGGCAGGAGCCAGGUGCUUAUCCUGGUCUCCCAUGGGGUGCAGGGCCCAAGGACUUGGGCCAUCUUCCACUGCACUCCCGGGCCACAGCAGAGAGCUGGCCUGGAAGAGGGGCAACCGGGACAGAAUCUGUUGCCCCGACCGGGACUAGAACCCGGUGUGCCGGCGCCACAAGGCAGAGGAUUAGUCUGUUGAGCCACGGCGCUGGCCCAACCCUACUCUUAAUAAUAGACAAAAAACAUUAAUUUUUUUAAAAUCUAUCAGAAUGGCUAAAUCCAACAUUUUAAUAAUGGUGAGGUUGUGGAUAAACAGGUACUGUCAUAAAUUUCAAAUGGUAGGUGAACCAGUAACUACUAUAUGAAGGACAAUAUGUCAGUAUCAUUCAAAAGUUAUAAAAUGCACAUUUCUAUAGGUACAUAUUUAUGUCAAUGUGAAAUGAUACAUGAACAAGGUCUGGAAACAAUUCAGCUGCCCAUUAAUAGUGGACUGGAUAGUCCAGCUCUCUGCUAUGGCCCGGGAAGGCAGUAGAGGAUGGCCCAAGUGCUUGGGCACCUGCACCCGCAUGGGAGACCAGGAGGAAGCACCUGGCUGCUGACUUCGGAUAGGCGCAGUGCGCUGGUUGCAGCGCGCUGCCCGUAGAGACCAUUUGGGGGGUGAACCAAUGGAAAAGGAAGAUCUUUCUGUCUCUCUCUCUCUCACUGUCCAACUCUGCCUGUCAAAAAAAAUAGUGGACUGGAUAAAUGACAGCACAUCCAUAUAGUGGUAUACUAAACAGUCACUAAACACUGAGGAAACUAUCAAGUGACAUGUGAAGGCUGCCAAAAAAUAUUAAGUAGAAAACAAGCAAAUGGUAUCUACUUAAUCCACUUUUUGUAAAAAAAUGAGACAAGAAGUAAGACUUUCCAAUUGUAUAUGUUGUUAUAUGCCUAAAAAAAGUGUGGACAGAAGUAUGAGAACCCAAGAACAGGGUAUUUAAGGUGAAGGGGUGUAUGUGUGCAGCAUGGGAAGUUGGGCCAAAGACAGAAGGAAGACAUUUGCUGUAUAACUUUUUAUCCCUUUUUGUUUUUUAACCAUGUGAAUGUAUUACCUAUUCAAAAAAUUAAAUAAAAUAAGCAUAUUUUAAAAGCCUUGUGAUGCAAUACAAAUCAAAAGAUGCCUAAAGCCCCCACUUUUUAG